Neoarius graeffei (lesser salmon catfish) is the source of this 4412-nucleotide messenger RNA. RefSeq names its product major facilitator superfamily domain containing 14A2 (gene slc71a1-2). The coding region runs from base 168 to 1649 and encodes 493 amino acids. Gene Ontology annotation, biological process: transmembrane transport. The transcript is spliced from 12 exons. Gene Ontology annotation, cellular component: membrane. Gene Ontology annotation, molecular function: transmembrane transporter activity. Lineage: Eukaryota; Metazoa; Chordata; Actinopteri; Siluriformes; Ariidae. The record is from RefSeq and is a predicted model, not a curated record.
ACGGAAGUGGGAAAAAAAUGAUCGCGCGACAGUGAUCCGGAGAGUUGAAUCAUUCGGUUAGCGGGGAAGCUAACUGCUUUGAGCUAAAGCUAGGCUAGGCUAGGCUAAUCCAGUCCACUGGGCAGGUCAGUCCGUGUUUGUGCUGAGAGGAUGGAGAUCAGCUAACGAUGACCGGAGAGAAGAAGAAGAAGAAGCGGCUGAACCGCAGCAUUUUAUUGGCCAAGAAGAUCAUCAUUAAAGAUGGAGGCAGUCCACAGGGGAUGGGUGAGCCGAGUGUGUACCAUGCAGUGGUCGUCAUCUUCCUGGAGUUCUUCGCCUGGGGCCUCCUCACCACGCCCAUGCUCACGGUGUUGCAUCAGACGUUUCCCCAGCACACGUUCCUGAUGAAUGGACUCAUUCAUGGAGUUAAGGGUCUCCUGUCUUUCCUCAGUGCUCCUCUGAUCGGUGCCCUCUCUGAUGUUUGGGGUCGGAAAUCAUUCCUUCUGCUCACCGUCUUCUUCACCUGCGCUCCCAUUCCAUUGAUGAAGAUCAGCCCAUGGUGGUACUUCGCUGUGAUCUCGGUGUCAGGAGUGUUUGCUGUGACGUUCUCUGUCAUUUUUGCGUAUGUAGCCGACAUCACACAGGAGCAUGAGAGGAGCACGGCGUAUGGCCUGGUGUCGGCGACGUUUGCGGCCAGUCUGGUGACGAGCCCGGCGAUCGGAGCGUACCUGUCUCAGGUGUACGGGGACACGCUGGUGGUGAUCCUGGCGUCGGCCAUCGCUCUGCUGGACAUCGGCUUCAUCCUGGUGGCCGUCCCCGAGUCUCUGCCUGAGAAAAUGAGACCAGCGUCAUGGGGAGCGCCCAUCUCCUGGGAACAGGCCGAUCCCUUCGCUUCUCUGAGGAAGGUUGGUCAGGACUCCACAGUGUUGUUGAUCUGUAUCACAGUCUUCCUCUCUUAUCUGCCUGAGGCCGGACAGUACUCCAGCUUCUUCCUGUACCUGCGACAGGUGAUCGGAUUCACCUCGGAGACAGUUGCAGCGUUUAUUGCAGUGGUGGGAAUCCUGUCCAUAUUAGCUCAGACAGUAGUGUUGGGUGUGCUGAUGCGCUCCAUCGGGAAUAAGAAUACCAUCCUGUUAGGGCUCGGCUUCCAGAUCUUGCAGCUUGCCUGGUAUGGCUUUGGUUCCCAGCCCUGGAUGAUGUGGGCAGCGGGGGCUGUAGCUGCGAUGUCGAGCAUCACUUUCCCAGCCAUCAGUGCCAUCGUCUCCCGAAAUGCAGACCCUGACCAACAGGGUGUGGUACAGGGAAUGAUAACGGGGAUCAGGGGGCUGUGUAACGGACUCGGCCCCGCCCUCUACGGCUUCGUCUUCUACCUGUUCCAUGUGGAGCUGAAUGAGAUGGACGCUGCAGGAGGAGCUGAGAAAGAAACCAAACCCAACAUGGCCAAUCCCACUGACGAGAGUGCCAUCAUUCCUGGUCCUCCGUUUCUGUUCGGAGCGUGCUCAGUUCUGCUCUCCCUGUUGGUGGCGCUCUUCAUUCCCGAACACAACGCUCUCUCUCUGCGGCCUGGCAACUAUAAAAAACAUACCAGCACCGCCCAGAGCCACGCCCACACCCCUCAGGGUGGAGCCUGCGAAGUCAAAGAGCCUCUACUGGAUGACAGCAGUGUAUGACCCCGCCUACUGUCACCUCAAACACACACAUGAGGGUGGAGCCUGCAGGAAAGGAGACCCUAUUGGUUUACAGCAGUCUCUGACUCCGCCCACUGCCACCUCAACCACAGAGUGGAGCCAGUGAGAACUGGACAGGUUCAGUGCCUGACUCCGCCCGCUGCUGCCUCACACACAUCAGGGUGGAGCUUCCAAGGAUUAAAUGACUGUGCUUUGACUCCGCCCACUUUCACCUUCAUCCUACGUAUUUCUCCCUCAGCUCGGAUACGUGUUAGGGCGGAGCCUGUGAGAAUCAGAUGAUAGCAGUGCUUGAUUCCACCCACUGCUGCCAAACAACCCUGGGGCGGAGUAUAUGAGUAGAAAUUGGCCUUUACUGGAUGUGAACACUGACUCCACCCACUGCCAUCUUGCAUACAUCAGGGCGGAGCCUACAAAGGACCAGUGCCAUGACUCCACCCACUGUCACACUAAACUUAUAAGGGUGAAGCCUGUGGGAAGUGAAUGACAGCAAUGUAUGACUCCACCCACCGCCUCCUCAAACACGCUUCAGGGUGGAGUCAGGUACAUGGCUCCGCCCACUUUAGCCUGUUGUGCCCCAACACAUUUUUCACCGUACUGACCUCCAUCAGCUGAACACACACUUCAGAACGCUGUGUGCGUUUAUAAGAACUUUAUUAAACAGUCUGGUGGUUUUUACAGGUGGGUGUGUGUGUGUGUGUGUUCUCUAUAUAUAUAUAUAUUGUGUUACUACUGAGGCCAUAUCACAGCGGCCGUGUCCUGAACGGCGCACUACUCCCUUUUCCCUACAGAGACACUGUGCACUUCACUCCACACUGCACAGGGUUUUAGACGUCUCUAGAGCGCUGUGGUGCAUUGUGGGUUUUAGACGUCUCUAGAGCGCUGUGGUGCAUUGUGGGUUUUAGACGUCUCUAGAGCGCUGUGGUGCAUUGUGGGUUUUAGACGUCUCUAGAGCGCUGUGGUGCAUUGUGGGUUUUAGACGUCUCUAGAGCGCUGUGGUGCAUUGUGGGUUUUAGACGUCUCUAGAGCGCUGUGGUGCAUUGUGGGUUUUAGACGUCUCUAGAGCGCUGUGGUGCAUUGUGGGUUUUAGACGUCUCUAGAGCGCUGUGGUGCAUUGUGGGUUUUAGACGUCUCUAGAGCGCUGUGGUGCAUUGUGGGUUGAUGUGAUAGGAGCUUGUUGCAGUGCAUUAUGGGAUGUAGUCCACAUUCUCUGUGGAUGUAACAGGUGUCUGAAGUGGUGAACAGGGUGUGGAUUGGGACACGCAGCAUCUCUAAAACUGCUGCCUUCGUUUACUGCGAGCUCAAAAUAUGAAACCCCUCUCUCUCUCUCUCUCUCUCUCUCUCUCUCUCUCUCUCUCUCUCUCCAGUCUGACCACACAGUGAAAUCCAGGGUUUUAGGCCACUUCAGAAAUGCUCAGACUGACUGAAAAUGAAUGACCACUAGUUAUUUGUGAAUUGGUGGAUCUUUAGUUUUAAGCUGUGUGUGAGAGAGAGAGAAAUGAAACCGAAUAUUAGAGUAAAACCCUCCAGCAGACAGCGAGAUGUAAAUACUGGGAGAUUUAUUUAUUUAUUAAAAGGCUCCGGGUUGUCAGUACCUGCCGCCCGAUCAACUCCCUGUGCGAGAGGUUUACUGAGCUCCGGCCCAGCGUGGAGGUGGUGGAGAUUAUUAUGGGAUGGAUUUCAACUCCUCUCCAGAGUGUUAGUUAAAUUCAGGAGAUUCAGAUUUCAGUUUCAACUUUAAUCUAUAGAAUAGCGGGGGUUUAUUUCUACACGGAAUAAAACAUUCAUCAUAAAAUGUAGAAAUAAGAAGUGAAGAAUAACGAUGAGAGGAGAUUGAAGGUGUUUGUUUUUCUGGGGCGUUAACAGAUUAUCAGUGAACGUUAUUGGAGCAGAGUCGAUUGUGAAGGGGGGAGAAGAGAAAGAAGCCGUUGUCAGAUGACUGCAGUGAAAUGCUUUUCUUCGCAUGUCCAGCUUGUUAGGAAGUUAGGGUCAGAACACAGGCUGAGCUCGGAUACGACCCCUUGGAACAGAAGGGGUUAAGGGCUGUGCUCAAGGGCCAGACAAUGGCAGCUUGGUGGUGCUGGGGCUCGAACCCACAACCUCCUGAUCAGUAACCCAGAGCCUUAACCACUGAGCACCACUGCCCCAUCAUGUAAAGGAGCAUUGUUUUUCUUCUGCAUUCUCACUUUAUUAUUACAACAGGCUUAAAGUAACCGUACCAAUUUUAUUUAUUUUUAUUUAUUUAUUUUUUUUGUCCCUGAUUUUGUUCUUAAUUUGGUCUUGGCCCUUUCCCACCAUCACUCAGCUCUCCGCCCGUUAUCCAACGCCCCGCCCUCCAGGGAGAAAACAAACACGUGCUUCCUCAAAGACCCGUGAAGCCACUCAUGUCUUUUCUCUUUGUGACACUGCUCUGACGCACAUGGAGGAACGUGCUAUCUGCCCUCUUCUACAUCCAUGAACUCGCAGACCCCCUGAUGUCCCUGGGCGUGACCGAGAGCAUGAACUGGUGAUCUGUGGAUGACUGGGUGAACUCUCUUCUGUUGCGCCUCUCAGGAGCCCCCAAUUUAUUAUUUAUUUUUAAUAAAAACUUCAUUUCCGCCAACUGUGGGAAAUCUUCUGUGUUACAAAAUUCAAGAAAAUUAUGUUGCCAAAUUAUUGUUACUAAAUUAUUGCAGAUUUUUAAAACUGCUUUGUUAAAGCAUAUAAUAUUUCCACUUUAAAUAUCCUAAUAAAAUAAAUAAAAAUAAA